UUGUCAGUGUUGAAAAACGUGAAAACGCAGUUUUAAAGGUCCAGGAAAGUAUGUUAAGACAGAAUAGAGCGGGAUUGUUGCUUGUGCGGAAGCUCCACUGCUCUGUGGUUGUGAUGAAGCCAUUUGACAUCUCGCAAUUGGCUAGAGACAACUCAUCUGAAAAGAGAAAUCAAGGAUUCAAUAUCGAGAGUCUUAUCAAGAACCGAAUGGACUUGGAAACAGAUAAAGUAGUAUCUGAAAAUGCCACCGCCGCACCAAAUAGAUUUGCUACUAUGUUUGAUAAGGAAAAGAGACAAGCACAAAAGAAAACAGGACCCAGACGGAAUUCUGAAUCUACUCAUCACCACAAUGCUGGACCUUAUCCCAAGAAACCAUACGGAAAAACAAACUCUGGAAGCAAAACUCGCCCAGAGAUAAAAACUAGACCCCACAAGAGAGUAGUACGUUUUGAAUUCAAGACUGGUUCAGACCAAGCCCAGGCUGCGUUAAAAUCCAUCAUAGCCAAAGUUCAUGCCUUGAGCACAAACUACAAGAUUAAAUUCAUAGAUCCAGUUUCGGGAGAAGUGAAACUCCUGAAUUUGGUGGAUAUCGCAAAUAGCACUGAUCUCAGAGAGGCUGGUUUACAACUUUUACCUUGUAAAGAAGGUGACUUACCUUCGAUCAAGAAAGUUAGCACCAGAGAGAUGUUAAAGUUGUACUCAGAUGAGCUUGCUGCUGAAAAGGAAAAAGCACUUUUGCAACUGGGGAGUGUAGCUGCUCAAAGAGCAUUGAACCAAAGAUUGAAGUCUGAACGUAAAAAGUCAGCUGCCAAGUUGUUGAAUAUAUUCUGGAACAUUAGUUUGGGAGAUUUGAAAAACCAAAAGAAAACUGAACUAGCCAACAGGUUGUGUAAGGGUGAAACUUUUACAAUCUACUUAAAGAGAAAGGGCAGAGAAGUCGCAACGCCCGAAGGAGAAGGCGACGAAGAAAGCGAAACGUUGAAUAUGUAUGAUAUCAGACGUUCCCUUGCGCACGACGAAGAUGCCUUGAACAUUGAAACACAAAGACGCGAGUUGAUUUCUCAACAACUUUUUUGUAUUCUUGAUGAAAUGCCUUGUACCUAUGAAGUAGAAGGACAAAAGGAGAACAAGCUCAAGGUCACUGUCUCUCCUAGACAAGACGCUGUAAAGCAAUCAAUUUCUCCAUCUUCUGAAGAAUGUACUCUAUCAGCUAAGGAUUUGAAGAAGCAAAGACAAUUGCAAAAACAAAAGGAGAGAGAAGAACUAUUGAAAUUAAAGAAACAAGAAAAGGAGGAUAAUUUGGACUCGUUGUACCUGUUCAAGAUUGAAGAUUAAGAUCCGACUUCCAUAAUAUGACCUAAUGAGCUCUUAUUUAAUUCUUGUAAAUAGCACUAUAUAAUACAUUACGUUGGUUUUCAAA
Scheffersomyces stipitis CBS 6054 is the source of this 1419-nucleotide messenger RNA. RefSeq lists its product as uncharacterized. NCBI's taxonomy places the organism in Eukaryota, Fungi, Ascomycota, Pichiomycetes, Serinales, Debaryomycetaceae. The record is from RefSeq and is a predicted model, not a curated record. The coding region runs from base 51 to 1334 and encodes 427 amino acids. The transcript has a single exon.